AGUAUCUGCAAUCCUCUGUUGCUUCAGCCGACCCAGCAGCGCUUGCGUCUGAAACAGGCAAUGGUGGGGAACCUUUUCAAGGAUUUUUGACUGCUUCGCAUUCACUCCACAACAAGCCAACUAUUUCAGAGAGCAACUGCGUGAAGAACGAAAUCUGAAAGUUAUUUAUCGCAGCUCACGUUUAUGCUGUCAAAAUGUGCCACUCCAGCUAAGGAAACAUUCCGGAAAAGUGCAAAGUAAUUGGGCGUAAAUUUCCACAUGAUGAAUGAGCAAGGUUUAAUUUACUGGUGCCUUUAAUCGUUAUCAUGCGCCAACGGAAGUAAGAAAACUGCUAUUUCAGGAGAGGAAUCGUUGGGGACAAUAGGAAUCAGUAUCAAAAGAAAAUGGAGAGCGCGGGUGACAGAAAAUACACUUCUCAAUCACAUGUCUCUUAUCCAAACCGGCAUGCAAUGCCAAGCAACUCUAACUUCAGUGGAGCGCCUCCACCUAGCUUUGAGGAAGCCAUAAACAUGCCAAGCGUUCGACCGCCAGCUCUUCGGCCAACAGCACCGCCCCCACGAAAUAUUUUGGAAAAUGAUAACAGUGGAAACCAGCAGACGGAGUCGGUAGAAAAAGAUGAUAGCUGCGAUAUGUGCCUUGCAAGCGUUUUAUUAAUUAUAGUUAUGAGUGUCCUCUUUUUUCUCGUCAACCACCUAAAGCGAUGAAUCAAAGCAACCAAACCAGAAUAUCCAGUACCCAACUCACUUUAAUGGCAGCAUUUUAGCAGCGAGAAAGAAGGAAAGCACUGGCCGCUAAAUGCCAACGAGAAAAAUCAAUCAAACAACUGCAUUUCUUAAAAACUAAUCCAAGGAGAGUCGAGGAAAAAUUUAAUGUAUUUUUAUUCACUUAAAAUGUACUUAUAAUAAAAAUAUGAGAAAAUAUUAUAUCUCUUGAAUAUAUUUUUCGUAAACAUUUCUUGGCCAAAUUGUGGAAAUAUGUGAUUAAUAAGAAAGUUGGAAUAUAAAUAUAGCUCUUAUAUAAAUGUGAUACUAUUUUUAAAAAGAAUUAAAAACAAUACCAUUACAAGAGAUAUUUUAUAAAACGUCCUAAUUGUAAGCUCGAAAAAUCUUUAUUCUGAGAGUUAAAGUGUUGACAGAAUUAUGCUUAAUUUUGAUUCGACUCAAAAUACAUUUGUGCAAAGCUAUAGUCUUUGCACUCAUCUUCUUUUAAAUUCAGACUCCGUGGCGCCUGCGUUCGUACCACACAUGGGAGGGGAGCCUCGGAAAUAGCUCCGCGUCUCCUCUUUUCCCUUCACAUCAGUUAAUGUGUGAAUCGAAUGAGCGAACCUUGCUCUUACAAAAUUUUCAGUCACUAAAAUCAGUUGAAUUGGAGAAUUUUAGCGAUGAAUUUUAUCUUGUGGAAUGAGCGCUAAAAAUUCAAUGGAUUCUACUAAAAAAACAGAUCCUUCUGGUUUCAAGUCUGUACUGAAGUUGCCUCCAGCACGGGAAAGAUUCGUAGAAGUUCCUAUCUCUGGUAACCCAAAAUGUUCACGUGAAACACCUCCACCUUCUUUUGAGGAGGCAAUAGCAAUGCCAAGCGUUCCACCGCCUGCCCUUCAGCCAACAGCACCUCCAGAAGAUGUUCUGGACGAUGAUGACGAUGAGAGUCAGGACAGUGAUUCGUCGGAAAAAAGGGCUAAAGAGACGGUCGUUGGAAUUCUUGCAUUUUGGUUGAUCUUGAUUGCCCUUGUCAUGCUCAGUAAUCUUUUUUAGCUUGUGUGGAAAAUACUGGCAGACACCCCGGUGUGACACGAGCACGGGAUGGAGCAAGACGAUGGUUUAAGAGCACAACUAGGGAAAAAGCGAGAAAUGCGCUGACCAAGUGACCAGAGAUCCCAUGCUCAUGCAAUUCAUGUGAGCAAAAUCUUCUUCCAACUGUGCCCUUUAAAUGAUUCCUCAGUAGAUUAAGAAUACGUGGAUUUUUUAUAAUUAAAUUUACAAUUGUUUUUAAUGUAUUAUAUAUUUAUCUUGGUCUUAGACCAGCACUGUGCUGUACUUUAAGGAAUCAAUUAGCCUUUUCGCAAACUCUUUUGUGUAAGCUGUGAACUGACCCUUUUGUGAUAUGAAAUAAAUUUUAAAUACUAUGAAAUUCUUAAACAA
This is a messenger RNA of Cloeon dipterum, 2138 nucleotides long. RefSeq lists its product as uncharacterized. Bases 1401 to 1751 code for a protein of 116 amino acids. The record is from RefSeq and is a predicted model, not a curated record. The transcript has 12 exons. Lineage: Eukaryota; Metazoa; Arthropoda; Insecta; Ephemeroptera; Baetidae.